UUUGAGUGUCUGCGCAUGCGCGAGCGGAGAAACCCGCAAGUAACGCGCGCUGUUACUUUUGGGUCACCGCAGAGCGCAACCCGAAAAUAUUCAUCCCACUGCUACUUCAACCCCGAGAAAACUGCCUUUCAUCGCUCUCAGACCUUGGGUUACAAGAAUGGCUUUGCGUUUAAGCGGCUUCCAACCACAGGGAUCGGUGGCCAACGGCUGCAUGUCAACCAGUUGUCCCCAGCUGAACUGGAUGAACUGGCCAACAAGAGACCCACUUUGACCUACGGCCAAGCCAAGCAAGCCCCACCUUCAGACUUCAUCCCAGCCCAUGUGGCUUUUGACAAAAAGGUGCUGAAGUUUGACGGUUACUUUCAGGAAGAUGUCCCCAUAUCUACAGAAGAGCAUUUCCGCAUCCGCCAAGUGGGCAUUUAUUAUUACCUGGAAGACGAUAGCAUGUCUGUCAUGGAGCCCAUUGUGGAAAACUCUGGGAUUCCCCAGGGCAAGUUCAUCAAACGCCAACGUCUGCCCAAGAACGAUCGUGGGGACCAUUAUCAUUGGAAAGACCUGAACAGAGGAAUCAACAUCACUAUCUAUGGCAAGACCUUCCGGAUCGUUGAUUGUGAUGCCUUCACCCAGACUUUUCUGGAGAGCCAGGGAAUAGAACUGAACCCUCCGGAGAGAAUGAUUUUUGACCCUUACACAGAGCUGCGUAAGAUGCCUCUGCGUACAUAUGUCACACCCUCAGAUUUCGACCAACUCAAGCAGUUUUUGGCCUUUGACAAGAAGGUCCUUCGCUUCUAUGCCAUGUGGGAUGAUACCAAGAGCAUGUUUGGUGAGAACCGCCGUUUCAUCAUCCACUACUACUUGGCAGACGACACCGUGGAGGUCCGGGAAGUGCAUGAGCGGAAUGACGGCAGAGACCCCUUCCCUGUGCUGAUAAGACGCCAGCACCUGCCCAAAAAGCUUGCAGAGAAGAAAGGACCCUUCCCAACUUGUGUGCUGGAGAUCUCUGAUCAGGAGGUCCUGGAAUGGUUCACGGCUAAAGAUUUUGCCGUAGGCAAAUCCACUACCCUCCUUGGGCGCUCUUUUUUCAUCUAUGAUUGUGAUGAGUUCACGCGGCAGUUUUACCAGGAUAAGUUUGGCAUCACUGACUUCCAUCCAGUCGAUGUAAGGAAGCCACCUCCGGAGGAAAUUAAGCAGGAAAUCCCUCCAUACAACGGUUUUGGUUUCCUUGAAGACUCUCUCCAAAACUGCUUCAGUCUGAUUCCUCAAGCGCCCAAGAAAAACGUUCUCAAGAUGCUAGAGAACGACCGCAAAGUGUUGCGCUAUGCAGUUAGGAUGGAAUCGCCCAAUCCUGAAGACAGUAAGCGUCAUUUUGUGCUCUCCUAUUGCCUCGCCACUGACAUGAUGAGCAUCUAUGAACGACCUAUGCGCAAUUCAGGAAGAAUUGGAGGCAAAUUCCUAGCCAAGACCAGGGUGUGCAAGCCAGGGUCCACUACAGACAUUCCUGUUUACUAUGAGCCAGCUGACUUCACCAUUGGAGCCAUGGUGGAAGUGUUCAGCCACAGGUUCAUCAUCAUAGAUGCUGAUUCAUUUGUCCUGAAGUAUAUGGAAGGCAAUUUGGAGAGUUUCCCACCAGCAGUUGUGCAGUCCAUGAGGGAUCACUUCGCACCUCGCCAGGCAGCAGCUGAGGCAGUAAAGAGCUGAUCGCCCUUUGUUCCCAUGGUGAAAACCAGAUCAGAUACCCCAACUUUCUCAGAGUUUUCGAGGGAUGAACACCAAAAGGUAUAAGCAGCAGCAAAAGGGACUUUUGCAUAUAGAUCAACACGGAUUAAACUGAGCUAAUUCUUGUGCACUUGUUCUGGUCUCUUUUCCCUUCCAUCCUGCAAACUUGGCAGAAACGAACAUCACUGCACGCUCAUUCCAGUUGAAUACCUUAAACCUUCUGAGAAAGAGCUCCCAAAAUUACAAUCACACUAGAUAGAUAGAUAGAUGAUAGAUAGAUAGAUAGAUAGAUAGAUAGAUAGAUAGAUAGAUAUUGGGGGUAGGGGUAGGGAGAGGCCUUUGGACCUAGAUGUGGAAAGUCAUAAACCCUUUUACUUUAAAAGGUAAAGGGACCCCUGACCAUUAGGUCCAGUCGUGGCCGACUCUGGGUUGCAGCGCUCAUCUCGCU
Podarcis muralis (Common wall lizard) is the source of this 2164-nucleotide messenger RNA. The record is from RefSeq and is a predicted model, not a curated record. Lineage: Eukaryota; Metazoa; Chordata; Lepidosauria; Squamata; Lacertidae.